AACUCCUUCCGGAAUGUUAUGGACGAGGACUGAACAAGAAGAUGACCACGCAGCAAGUGUUUGACCAAGUGUUGCAAGCCAAGUUAGCAGCAGAGCAUGGUGUGGUACGACGAAUACCACAGCAAAGACAGUAUACGGUAAUUAAGGACUAUGUAAGAGCGCUCAAGGUACAAGAGAUGCGGCUCAAUGUGCAGGUGAAGGUAACAGAGGAGAUGCGAAAAGUGCUACUGUUUCGAGACUUCAUGCAUGGACUAUCCCCAGUAACCUGGAGUAAGGUGCAGAAACAACGAUGUCAAACACUAGAAGAUGCGGUGGAGUUUAUACAAGAUGCGGAAGCUGUCGCAUUAGUGGCGCUAGGCGCACAGGUGCAGGAAGAGCAAGGUCGGAAGCGUAAGAAGGAUCAUAGGCUCAAGGAGAGGAGUGACUCAAGUGAUGAGCAGGAGUAUGAACGCCAUCACAGAUCGCAUCAUUCGCGUAACUCGGAAAGACGUCGAGCAAGCUCGUCCCGAAAGUACUGUUCUUUUCAUAAGUCGAAUACUCACGAUACUAGUGAAUGCCGAAGUAAGCACGAAGAAAGGGACCGCGAAACGAAGGAUAAGUACUCCAAGGAUAAUGGAAAGAAGACUAACUCGGAAGAAAGGAGUGACCAAGAGAACCGGUAG
Messenger RNA from Nematocida homosporus, 662 nucleotides. RefSeq lists its product as uncharacterized. The record is from RefSeq and is a predicted model, not a curated record. The transcript has a single exon. Lineage: Eukaryota; Fungi; Microsporidia. The annotation marks the transcript as partial.